AAGACACUUUAUCGAUUUGCAGCGAUACGCGCAGAAUUUCACCCGUUCGAAAAAAAAGAGGAAAAAAAAUAGCACAACCACGAUUUUCGAGAAAUCGCACGCUUCGCAUUUCCGCUGAUUUGAAGGUUCAUUCAGCCGACCCCAAAAUCACUCUUCCUCUUUCUUUUGCCACCUACCCGCUCUCGUUUCUUCGCAUGUUCACGAAUUUCCACUUGUAACGUGUCACGAAGUGAGGUGUAAUUUUGCCGAAGCGUACUACUCUGCGUACGAGCGAGUGAGAAGUGACAGAUCUAUCUAGCGAGUUCGAUCGACAAGAGUGCGAAAAGAGCUUCCCGUAAAGAUGUCUUCGCCGCACGUUAGUAACUCGCGCGACCCGAACAAAAGCAUUUCCAGCCGGAAGAAGUGGUGGAAGCGAAGAGGUCUCAAGUGGUCACUCGGGUUGAACGCGUUUGAACGUUUCGCACUCCCGUUUUGCUUGCUGAGUCUCGUUGUCCCGAGGAUAAACGCACGUCCGGCUUGUCCCGAUAUGGAAAUGUCAGAAGACAACGAUAUAACGUGUGACAUCGUACGCGACAUUCUCGACACCCACAACAGGAUACGUCAGUCUAUCGCCGAAGGAUCAAUUAAUACUCAACCACCUGCUGUCAAUAUGCGCGAGCUGUACUGGGAUUCCGAGCUCGCAUCUGGCGCCCAAGACUGGGCGAAUCAAUGCGUCUUCGAGCACAACGAUCCUAAAGACAGAGAAGUCGCGAGAUUCCCCGUUGGACAGAAUAUUGGCUUGAUGAAGUCAAUGCGAAAAAAUCAAGAUAGCGUAAAAAUUGAUUUUCCUAAGCAGAUACAUAAUUGGUUUGACGAGCAUAACGUGUACCAGUUCGGCGUGAUUGACGAAAAAACUUUACCAGCAGUUGGCCAUUAUACACAGCUCGCUUGGGCGGCAACCUAUUUAAUCGGAUGCGGAUAUUCUCAUUAUAAAGCGUCGGAUCGUACGAUUUUCCAGCUCUAUGUCUGUCAUUAUGGACCAACUGGCAACGAAAUCGGCAAGCCACCGUACAUCGUAGGCAACCGCAAUUGUCAUCAUUUGUCAUUUCUGGAAGCUUCGAACGUAUAUUCCAAUCUCUGCGUACGAGCAUCAACAAAGUAA
This is a messenger RNA of Harpegnathos saltator (Jerdon's jumping ant), 1141 nucleotides long. Its product is annotated as venom allergen 3-like. The record is from RefSeq and is a predicted model, not a curated record. Bases 341 to 1141 code for a protein of 266 amino acids. Gene Ontology annotation, cellular component: extracellular region. Lineage: Eukaryota; Metazoa; Arthropoda; Insecta; Hymenoptera; Formicidae. The transcript is spliced from 8 exons.